Molecule: messenger RNA, 1361 nt
Organism: Hyla sarda
Lineage: Eukaryota; Metazoa; Chordata; Amphibia; Anura; Hylidae
Gene: FAM204A
Product: family with sequence similarity 204 member A
Exons: 7
Coding region: 157-780 (207 amino acids)
Source: RefSeq, a predicted model, not a curated record
CCCUCAGCUCCCGAACAUCUCCGAACGAGAGCCGAGAGCGCGCCAAUGCGUGCUCGUCCCUGAUUGGCGGCCUGAUCUCGUAUCCAUAGCAACCGACGCGUCUUCCACUGUGCUGUUCAAGCCUCGUUCUGGUUUCCAUCACCCUCUUCCUAUUGGAUGUCCCUUGUUUUACCUGAUGUCUGCACGGUGAGCAGGAUGUGGAGCGGUUUACUGCCCCCGGGGGUGACCGAGAGCGACCUGUCAUCUACCGGCGAGGAGGAGGGGGGCGCCCCGGUACGGAGUACACCCGAAACAUCCGCGGUGCCCGAGAGCUGCGUCACUAAAUUUUUGGAACUUCAGAAGAGACGUUCUGAGCUUGAGGUGGAGCCUAGGGUGAAAAGGCGGAGACACAGAAAAGCAGGAAAACGGAAGCAGCGCCCUCCAGAGGAGCAGAAGGAUGAUAAAAGUUCAGCCCUGGACACCCUGCAGCAAUAUUUUGGGGUCAAUGAUCAUCUUGAGCCUCCUGUGUGCAUGAAGGUCAUGAAAAAGUCACGGCUGGAGCAGAGCUUGGAUGAAGCUGUGAAGAAGGGAAACAUUGAAGAAGCGGAGAAGAUAAGUGACCACUUGGCCACCAGAGAGAUUGCAGUGAAGAUCACAAAGGCGGCCGCUUAUCACAAACACAUGAAAGCCAAAGAAGAGCCGCAAUCUUCCCAGGAAGCCGCCAGCAAGAGGAAGCCUCCGGCCUGGGGAUUUGAGGCCAAGAAGAGAUGGGAAACGAAAAGUAACAUGGGCUACAUGUGAUGGGGGUGACGGUGCCGCAUGUGCGUAUGCCUGAUCACAGACGACCGCGAGGAGCGGCACAUGCAGUGCGGGGCUUCUGUGAACCCUAAGUCUACUGCAGCGUUUUCCAAACAGUGCGUCUCCAGCUGUUGCAAAACUACAACUCCCAGCAUGCCCAGACAGCCUUCGGCUGUCUGGGCAUGCUGGGAGUUGUAGUUUUAAAACACACUAGUCUACUGUGUUGGCAAGACUCUGCGGACAGAAACCCUCUGUGGUGGAUGUUCUUCCGAUCUCAGGCUCAGGUAGAGGAUAGGGGUGAUUGUUCUCCCUCCAUAGAGGCAGGCGAAUGGAAAAAAAUCUACAAAAAGUGAAUUUUUAGACAUUUUGUAUGUCCGUUGUAGAAGAUAAACCUCAUCGGAUGCAGUCUGUAUAAUGGAUGACACCAGUGAGCAAUAGCUGUUGUUCUUAAAGGGGUACUCCGCUGCAAAACAUUUAUUUAUUUAUUAUUAUUUAUUUAAAUCAACUGGUGCCAGAAAGUUAGACUUGUAAUUUACUUCUGUUUAAAAAAAAUCUUAAUCCUUCCAGUGCUUAUCAGCUGCUGU